AAGCAAAGAAACACAAAGGCUCACGGGAGUUAGACAAUGAACAGACCUUCCCUAGCAGAUCAUCUUCUGCGUUAUGGAAUGAGAAGGAAAAUGUUAGAACAAUAACUUCCCUUUUGUGUACCGAUCAGACAUUUCCAUUGGUUCACAAAUGUAUGGUUUUCUGAGUGAAUGCCGUGAUCGUGCCGUGACCUUUCUUGGUGCAACAGUGUGAAGUGAAGCCGAGGCUCUUUGGUCACUUCCUGUAGCGCUGAGCUCCGGAGCAGAGCUUCCUGUGUCUGCAGGUCUGCUCUUGAAGCACUAAAACCACCACAACCACCGUUGGAGGGAAAUUUGUAACAAAACUAAAUUUGGAUUUCAGUUUUUCUAAGUAUUUAAUCCCCAUCUGUCUGCAGAUCAUUUUGCUUAUUUAAACUAACUAGAAAAAGAGAAAUAAAGUCUCAAAAUGGAGCCAUUUUGCUUCAGUAACCACAGCGCAACUUAAAGACGGCGUUUAACUCUCAGGCGAAGUUGAACAAGGGACACAGUAUGCUCCGAUUUAACGGACCUCAGUCUGCAGUGAUGAAGGAAAAGAGGGAGGGGAGAAAAAGAUCACAUGGCCACGAAGUCAUUCUGAAAGUAUGCUGGCGGAGGAUUGCCCACGGAAAUAUAAAAACUCCUUCGCAGUGAGCGUCCGUGUCCACGCAACGAGCAUCAUAUGCAGAGUUCGGAGUCAAUCGGACUUUUUUGGUGGAUACGAAACGGGAGACGAGUGGGUGAAGAAAGCAAAUAUGUCCAAUCACAGCGUGUUCCCCGUCUCCGAGAGCAUCGAAGCCAACACCAUCACCUCCAGGGCCAACUCCGUCUACAGCUUCUUGGCAGGCUUGGGCUUGCUGGCCGGCUGCUUCCUGCUCUACAGCUUCCUCCAGACCUACAGGGCCCGGCGGCGGCUGGCUCGGCUCGACUGCCUGCUCUGGGCCUUCGGCGCCCUGCAGCUGCUGCUGCUGCUGCUCUCCCUCCAUGCGGCGGCCUACAGACCCAAGUACCUGCGCGCCACAGGUCUGGGCUGUGCUGCGCUCUCCUUCAGCGUCAACGCCGCCUCUCUGUGCAGUCUGUUGGUCCUGGUGCUCAUGGCGUACGUCCUGACCCUCGACCCGCCAUCCCACCCCCUGCUGAGGAGGCCUCGGGUCUGUGCGGCUCUGGUGAUCCUGACUUCCAUCCUGAUUUCUCUACUGCUGUCUGGGCUUCGUGGACCCAGAGAUAAUCUGCAGGAAGAACGCAAGUGUGUCAUGGAUCCCGUCCGUGCCGGCGUGCCGUACGCAGCGGCUCGGCUGUGCCUGGCCUUUCUGAUUCCCUACGUCCUCCAACUGGGUCUCCUGGUCGGUGGCUGCGUCCGGCAGUGGAAAUCAAAGGGCCGGUUCCUCUCCGGCUCCGAGGAGGGUCCGGUGUUCCUGGCGGUCGCUCUGGUCACGUUCUUCUGCCAGCUCUUCUACAGCGUGGCGCUGGUGAGAGGAGCCCUGCUGCAGCAGCAGCGAGCGGACCUCCAGACCCCGUCGCCGCGGGAACAAGCGUUCCUGAGCGUGGCCGAGUCGGUGCUGUUCUCGGGGAGCGCCGCCAGCCUCCUGCUCGUGCUGCUCGUGCACAGGCCGUGUCGCGUGAGUCUCCACGGGGCGAUCCGGCAGCUGAGGGACUGCUGCCGGAGCCCGGGGCGCACGCAGCCACACAGAAACAUCAUCGCGCCGCACGUCGAGGUCACAGACACUCUGCAGGACAUGGAGGCGUAGAGGAUCAGGACGCUCGCAUACGAGGGCACAACUCUCCUGAUGCAAUGAACACUUCUCAAACCAGAUGUUUCAGACAUAUUCCUCAUGUUUUUAAUGCUUCUUUUUCAUUUCAGUGACAAUCAACAACAAAAAAUUCUUCUCCUUUUUAUAGUAGUUAAAAAAAAUACUUUUCACAAAUUGUUGUACAUCUUACAGUUCUUAGUCAUUUUGCAAUAAGAAUUUUUGUAUAGUUUGUCUACAUUAACUAUGAUUGAUGUCAUUAAACAAGAACUUACUGUU
Molecule: messenger RNA, 2039 nt
Organism: Pseudoliparis swirei
Lineage: Eukaryota; Metazoa; Chordata; Actinopteri; Perciformes; Liparidae
Exons: 2
Coding region: 618-1760 (380 amino acids)
Source: RefSeq, a predicted model, not a curated record